AUGUUGUUUCAACUCUUCGUCGCAAGUGCCGUCUUAGUAUUGAGUGGCGUAAAGGCGGCACCCCUCAGCUCUGAGGCUCCGGACCGUGGUAUUGCUACUACUCUAGAUCCUCAGGAUCCAGAUUGCGAGCCAGGGGAGCUGUCGAAUACCACUUGGGUUGAGAGAGACGUUGAUGCGUUUCUGGCAAACGCAUCACAGCACUACACGGAGUAUCCCUACGACAAUGUUCAAGCGUUGGGGGCCUACCUUGGUGCCCCGAACUUCUUUUGCGGCGUGAACACAUGGUGUAAUGCUGGCCAGCCAUGCUCUCCAGUAACCCUUCCCGGCUGGUAUGCCUUGAUGGGCGUUCAGGGAUGGAAUAAUUACGUCAACAACUUGAAUCUCGCUUUAACGUAUACGGCCACGAUUCUUAGUUUCAAGCUCGGCAAGCUUGUUAACGACCUUUGGCCGGCACAAAAGGACAACGUUACAGGCUGGAGGAUAUUCAUUGCAUGGGUCAAUGGCAUUAUCAAUGCGUUUCCAACAACCGCAGUAUACGGCGCCACUGUAGGCGCCUGGGCUAGUGCUGUUCAGGGUGGCGGCAUCAUCACAGGUGGCAUGCUGGUACCACCGUCGGGGGGCGAUCAGUUCAUCAGGUGGAGCGACCUGGCCAACCAGAUGGGCUCCCAAAUCGACGAGUACAAGAAAGCGGUCGGGGCGUAUGCGAAAACAGUGAUUGACGCCCCUAUCGCCGACCCGAAGUGGGGGAUCAACAAAGUCUUGAGCGGCGGUGUGUUCCUCACCCGCGACAAGAACAUCACUCAGGACGACGUCGACAACUGGAUGUAUAAAUCCAUCAGCACCAACGCUAUGGGACUGCUCAUGCAGGCCCAGAACGUGUACAUAAUCAGGACCUUCAACAAGACCGAGUGCGACCCCACGCCGGAUGCCAUCUUUUGCGAGAUUCAGCCCAACAACAAGUGGACUGAGCGCCGUUUCCAGAGGCGGAAAAGCAAGAAGCCGGAGAACAAGCUGGCGAAGAAGCUGAUCGAGACGUACGGCCUGACCAAGGAGCAGGUAUUGAAGGGCCCAACGGACUGUUUCGACGCGAGCGACUAUGAGCAGCUGAUAAACCCCUGGGAAACAUUGACGGAAAAGGGCGCCAGUCUGGAGCCGAUUCAACUGUGCAACUUCAAUGUUAACGUCUGCAACUUUGAUGAGGCCGAGGACUAUGGUUACGCUUAUAACUCUGAUCACACCGACGGCUGGUGCGAAGCGCAAGGAAUUGAUUGGGUUUAG
Molecule: messenger RNA, 1278 nt
Organism: Colletotrichum higginsianum IMI 349063
Lineage: Eukaryota; Fungi; Ascomycota; Sordariomycetes; Glomerellales; Glomerellaceae
Exons: 2
Coding region: 1-1278 (425 amino acids)
Source: RefSeq, a predicted model, not a curated record